This is a messenger RNA of Nanorana parkeri, 919 nucleotides long. RefSeq names its product prohibitin (gene PHB1). Bases 98 to 913 code for a protein of 271 amino acids. The transcript has 8 exons. Gene Ontology annotation, biological process: mitochondrion organization. The record is from RefSeq and is a predicted model, not a curated record. Gene Ontology annotation, cellular component: membrane; mitochondrion. NCBI's taxonomy places the organism in Eukaryota, Metazoa, Chordata, Amphibia, Anura, Dicroglossidae.
UAUAGUAGACUGGUUGCUGAAGGACAUAGGUCGCGCAUGCGCAGUGCGGGAUUUCGGCUCAUGUGGAGGUCAGAGCAGUGAGGAGGACCAGUGAACGAUGGCGAAACUCUUUGAAACGAUUGGAAAGGUUGGAUUUGGACUAUUAGUGGCCGGAGGGGUCCUCAAAUCCGCCUUGUUUACUGUGGAUGCCGGCCACCGCGCUGUCAUAUUUGACAGAUUCCAAGGAGUUAAAGAAGAGGUAGUAGACGAAGGCACACACUUCCUCAUCCCCUGGGUGCAGAGACCAAUCUUCUUCGAUUGCCGGUCCCGUCCCCGCAACCUCCCUGUUAUUACAGGAAGUAAAGAUCUGCAGAAUGUCAACAUCACUCUGCGUAUUCUCUUCCGCCCGGUUGCCGAUCAGUUGCCCAGGAUCUACACCAGCAUUGGCGAGGACUACGAUGAAAGAGUCUUCCCGGCCUCAGUCAUGAAGGGGUUAAAGUCAGUGCUGGCCAGGUUCGAUGCUGGGGAGCUGAUCACACAGAGAGAGCUGGUUUCUCGGGCGGUCAGUGAGGAUCUCACAGAGAGAGCAGCUACCUUCGGGCUUAUUCUGGAUGAUGUGUCUCUGACACACUUGACAUUCGGUAAGGAGUUCACACAAGCCGUGGAAGCUAAACAAGUAUCCCAGCAGGAAGCAGAAAGAGCCAGGUUUAUCGUGGAGAAGGCUGAACAACAGAAAAAGGCAGCCAUCAUAUCUGCUGAAGGAGAUUCUAAGGCUGCAGAACUUAUCGCAACAUCACUGUCCGACGUUGGCGACGGAUUAAUCGAACUGCGUAAGCUGGAAGCGGCCGAAGAUAUCGCCUACCAAUUGUCCCGCUCUCGUAACGUCACAUACCUACCCUCAGGACAGUCCACACUACUGCAACUGCCACAGUAACCUUGC